UGUCACACUUGCUAGACCGUUAUUUUAAAUAUUGAAUAGUUAAACUCAUUAAACAAUAAACAUGGUGAGUUCAUCAAUACUCAUCGAUUUUACUAUUUUUAACAACGUUUCUUGAAUGUGGUCACAGUUUGUGUCAUUCCGUUUGUGAAAGUAAAAAAGUGGCAAGUUAACCUAAGAAAAAAUGGCGCCAAAAACUGUCCAAUUUUUUGUGGACCAGUGUUUGAAAAGCAAUUUCGACCACGUUUGUGGCCUUAUCACCACCGAAAAGCCCAAACUCGACUCUUCAAGUGCAAUAAAAAUCAUCAAUGCGAUUUGUUACGCUUGCAACCAAAAUUUAGCAACACCUGAGAAAGUCAAUGAAGUGGCUUUGGAGCGCCUUUUGGGGCUUUUACUGACCUCCAUUGACUUCACAACGGACGACAACUUCGAAUCUUACCUCAAAAGUGUUUUCUACAUCCUUAAACUACUGGAAAAGAAAAACGUCGAGUUGAUUUUACGCUUGGAGCGGCUUUUUUUGCCCCCUUUCAAGCCUUUAAUCCUCACCGACAAACACAUCAAAUUUUACAAAAGCAUCUGCUCGGCUUUAUACAACGUGAUCGUCCGAAUCGUCCAAGGUGGGCCCCACAAGGGGGCUGUCUCCGACCUGUGCCACCUCCUCACCCGUAUGUGUGCCAAAAUCAACAACAAACCCAAACUACUCGAAACAAUACACAACUGUCUCGUCGCCUACUUAAUACUCAAAAUUGACCCCCAAACGGCCUUCAAAUUUUACAAAUUCAGUCUUAAUUUCAUCACCGGUGUCGAAACAUCAUUGUUCCCCCAAGUCGUCAAAAAUUUCGACUUAAUUUACAACAACUUGCUCAAAAGUGGGGCCAAUGACUCGGCAAGUGCCUCGUACCGACUCACCAUAGCCAAGCUUGAAGAGUUGUUCCCGGGGCCUGAGUUUCAACAUUUGCGCGAAAUUAUGCGGGCUGUCGAGGGGGCCCCCCCGACAGGGGCCCCCUUGUCUCGGGUGUCCCCCGACACGCCCUUUAUAACCCCCGUGUGUGAAGUAAUCGCAAACGUGGCCGCAACGCGCCUCCAACUGUACAAGGCCAAGCCCGAGGUGUGGCGAGCCGAAGCCGAGUGUCACACCACAUAUUUCAAAUUUCUGGGGGAGGUUUCGGUAAUUUUGGGGCGUUUUGACAAAAAGGGGGCCCUACGUGUGUUGGACACCAUCGCCAGCCUGGGCCGACUCACAAUAGUGGGUUCGGACGAAAUACCGAAAAACUACCAGUUGGAAGUUCUAACUCAUUUGGAGUCGUUUAUUGACGGUUUGGACGCGUUUAAAUCACACAGUGACAAAUGGAAGGAGUUCUGGUACGCCUUGGGUGUGCACUUGUACACAAUCGGCGUCCAUUUGAACCAAAAACACGAUUCGGAACUUUCGGUACUCUACUUGCGCAAGUUCGUCCAAAAGUACCACGACUACCAGGCGCUCGAAUCGUCCAUUAUUGGCAAAAACUACGUGGUGGCGGCCCUCCAACUCAUCUCCGACCACCACCUCAAACGCCAAGAGUUCGAACAAUGCUUGGCUUUCAUCGCAUUGGCCAUUCUCUUCGGCUCCGAUCCGAAAAUCGAAAUCCAGCGCUGGAUUUUGGCGAAAGUUGCGGCAAGGGACCGAAAUGUUCCGAACGUGCAAGAAAUGACACUAGUUUCGGCCCUUGAUAAGUCCGAACUUUCGCCAAGUGUGGACAAAGACCGAAAGAUCGAACUGUUAGAAGUGGAAUUGCGUGGUUAUUUGAAACGCUGGCAAAGUAAAGUUUCCAUGAGUUCGGCCCUGGACCAUUUGAGUCAAUUGGCCGACCCGGUCCGAACAGGUCGGCUCAUUACCGAAGUGUGGACAAGCGGGGAUUUACCGUUUCAUGACACUUUUCUAACAAUCCUACACCGAGUUAUCACAAACUUCGAAAAGGUCCGAACGUGCCCGACCCUGGCCCACUUGUACUUCCUCAAGCACAAAUACAAGGUGAAAGCGCGAGUUUGGAAGCACUGUGAGGAGUUAGAGAGGACGCUAAAUGACGAAGGGACCGAACCAGGUUCCGACCUACUUUCAUGUUUGGAAUUAAGUAACUAUUUAAAAAUGCUCAAAGACUUGCAAAAGUCGCUCGAUUUGUGCCGAACGUUCUCGAAAGGGUCCGAACGCUUCUACGCACUCUUGAUCGACCUCGGCCACGAGUUCCGACUCCAGGGGCACACGCUCCAGGCCCUGGAGGCCUGGCAGCUGGCCCACGGCCAGGCCCGAACUCCGACCGAAAAGGUCGAAUCCAUCGGCUUCAUCAUCGAGUGUUCGGACGCGUCCCAACCCUACGUUCGGUCUUUAGUCGACGAGGCCGACGCUUGCAUCGAGUGCCUCGAGUCCGAACAAAACUACAACAAACUUAUCGUCUAUUUUUUGUGCAAAUCUUUGGCGUUUUUCGAUUCGGACUUCCAAACGUCAUAUGCGGCAUUCAAGCGAGUGAAGAACUUGCUAGAAACUUGCACUGUUAGUGAUAUUUUAAUGGCGAAAGUUUUUCUGACCGAACAUAAGUUUAUGUCGUUGCCGUGCCACUACGGCGUGGAAGAUCACACGAAAUUCACCAUAGUCCGAAUACAUCAAGCAGGCGAUAAGGCGACCGAAUAUUUCAAGCAAUCGCGGUGCUCGUCGUUCGGCGUGCGCAUUUUUUUCGAUGUUUUCGAAUUUUUGGCGCGAAUGUACACCAACUUGCGGCUACCGCUUGAGGUCCGAAGUUUGAUCAAAAGUUCGGUCAGUGUCGCCCGGGAACUGUUACUCCCUUUUCGCACCGCCACUGUCUUAUUUUACCUAAUCAACGCUGACGUGAUGUCAAUGCGCUUCGAUGACGCUCGUGUCAAGAUUCGGGAAUUUUCGGACAUUGUCGGUUUGAAAUACGACGACGUUGAUGUGAACAAACAAAUCGACGAAUUGUGUGAUGUGUUGGUACAACUGCAAGUGCAAGAGUCAACCGAUGCAGGGUCGCCAAUCUUCCGCAAUGACACUUUCAAACUUCCCGAUUUCAUGCGCCACGAGGCGACGUGCGAGUGUUUCAAGUGUAUAUCUUAUGAAUAUCGGGAUAACGUCCUCAAAAUUAAUUUCCUGGCCGGGCUUUUGGCUUUAUACGAAGGGAGAUUAACACAAGCGAAGAAUUGCUUCAUGAUUGCCAUAACUAUUUACAAGUUUAUCAAAAAUAACCACUCGGACUUUACCAAAAAAUGGGCCAAAAAAAUCACGCCUGAUUUAGUACCGAACCUAGUACCGUUCCUCGAGACAUAUUGUUACAUUUUGAUAAAUUGGGCCAACUGUGCACUUAAACAUGGCAAAAUUUCAAGUGGCAAAAAAAUGAAUAAGAUUGUGUUACAAAAUCUGGAGCCUCUACACUCAAAACUGCCAUACUUGUCUUACGAGGCCUUGGCCCAGGAAAUAAACAUCGUAGAGUUCGAGAAAGAAACAGAAAAAACUACACUCCAAGUUGAAAGUGAUGAUGAGGAUAAAAAUAUUAACACCGGCGUAAAAACGCCCGAAAAUCGAGUGUCCACGGUUACAGUGUCGCCAACUAUUGUUCCCGACAAUGCCGACAACUACCGAAUCAGGCCGAAGUUGCUCGAGUUCGUCCUGAGCGAUGAGGAAGAAGAUGGGGAGAAAAAGGGGGAAACCCCGGCCAAGCCUAGGCGGAGGGGGCGUCCAAGGAAGGAGGAAAAAACACCGGCGCCUUCGACCUCCAAAAUUAGGAUUUAUGUCGAUGAUGGGGUGAAAAAAGGGGCGGCUUUGACCGAAAAUCAAAGUGAAGAACCGAAUUUUAAAACUCCCGCGCCUAAAAAAGGGGCGAAUAAAAAUGAUGUUUUGGCGAAUCGUACAAAGGUUUUGACCAAAACGUUGCGCAGUUCUAGUCAAAAAGUUGUGGAAGCGAACGAGGUCCGAACUAGUCUGUUCCAAGAUGGGGGAAGUACCGAAACGUGUGCCAGGAAGACCAGGAGACAAAGAUAGGGUUUUGUAUUUAUGUAAAAAUUAGUUAAAUUAUCAAAGUGUUAAUUGUAUUUUUGUACUUAUGAAAAAUAAACUACCAAAGUGUUGAUUUA
Messenger RNA from Tribolium castaneum (red flour beetle), 4113 nucleotides. RefSeq lists its product as hypothetical. Bases 182 to 4021 code for a protein of 1279 amino acids. The transcript has 2 exons. The record is from RefSeq and is a predicted model, not a curated record. Lineage: Eukaryota; Metazoa; Arthropoda; Insecta; Coleoptera; Tenebrionidae.